Molecule: messenger RNA, 2214 nt
Organism: Colias croceus (clouded yellow)
Lineage: Eukaryota; Metazoa; Arthropoda; Insecta; Lepidoptera; Pieridae
Exons: 14
Coding region: 36-2177 (713 amino acids)
Molecular function (GO): calcium ion binding
Source: RefSeq, a predicted model, not a curated record
UUUUAUUAAAUUAGUUUACAACUGUGUGAUACAAAAUGCAUGAUACAAUCGUUCGUCUGGCCGAUGUUUGGAAGACGUGCAAUAAGAUCCGAGCCGCGUCGUUCCGCGUCGGCCUCAAUCUGUGGGACUUCUACCGGCCCCUCGAUCCCGAGGGAAACUCACUUAUUUCUGAGUCAAAAUUCGUGUCCGUGCUGGCCGGGCCGCUCCGCUCUGUCAUCGGGCUGUCUGAUGCUGAGAUAGCGCAGCUGGCCGACUACUUCAGAGCGCAGGACGGCCGCGUGCUGUACCAUCAGCUCUGCCAGAUUGUGCAUGGCGAAGAUGCCGGCGGACGCGACAAGACCACGUCGGAUUGCCUGCUGGAAGCGUGCCCGCCGCCGCCCGAGCCCGCUUGUCACAAGCUCGACAUGUGGCAGUUGCGUCGCCUGUGCUGUCUGCUCGCCACCAUCGCGCAGAGGGACAUACCGCUCAAACCUUACUUUCAGGAUUAUGAACUAGUUGCCAAAAACGAUGGUAGAAUAACAUUCGCCCACUUUGCGCGUAUCCUCAAUUACAUUGGGAUCCUGGUGUCUCCGGAAGACUUCAACCUGCUCGUGCGUCGCUUCAUCAAGGAUUCCUACACGCUGGAUUAUGUGGAAUUCAUUAAGGCCGUUGAAGCGGUCAAGAAACAAGGCAUUCAAGGAUUAGGACCAGAAUACAACAACCCAACCGCAGUGAUAGAUACCACACUGCCCAAAAUGGUGCGACCGGAGAUCGAGGCGGGGCGCUCCACCGCGCCGCUCGGAGCCUCCGACGUGUUCCACCCCGCGCUGCAGGCUCCCAAACCGACUCGGCAACUGUUAGACCUCAUGCUGCGGGUGCAAGAAUUCGUGCUGCAGCGCCGCGUCAGAGUGUCUGAGUUCUUUAGGGACUACGACCCCCUGAACAGCGGGCGCAUAUCGCCGCAGCAGUUCCGGCGCGCGCUGGACAUCAUGGGCUUCGGCGCGAUCAUGUCGGACCUGGAGAUGCUGUGCGUCACCAGGCACUACCUCGACCCCAAUCAGCCAGACCGCGUGUGCUGGAGGACGUUCGAGGACGAUUGUGAUCAAGUUUUCACGAUAAAAGAGCUAGAGAAGCACCCGGACGUGUCGGCGGGCGGUGUGGCGGCGGCGGUGGCGGAGCUGCCGGCGGUCGGGUCGUUGGCGGAGCGCGGCGGGCCCGCGCCUGCCGACCUCGACCUGGCGCAGGCGGCGCUGCUGCGUGUGCGCGCCGCUUGCAAUGAGCGCGCUAUCGAUCUGCGACCCGCGUUUGGGGAACAUGAUGAGCACAACAACGGGCACGUGUCCCGCUCGCAGGUGCGGCGCGUGCUGGCGCGGCUCGGCGUGCUGCCCACGCCGCAGCAGAUACGCGCGCUCGAGACACGGUAUUUGGAUGACUGUGGCUUUAACUACGUGGCUCUGCUUGAUGAGCUAGAGGAGCGACCUGCAGAGAGCGCUACUAUCGCGGGGCCGGCAAUCGCACCACGCCGCCCGCAACACUCUGCCGCAAAUCCUCUCGAAACUGAUAUUGUACAAAUCCUUGCCAAGAUCAAAGGAAAGAUGGUGCGAGAAGGUGUACGUCCGCGCGAUUUCCUGCAGCAGUUCGACCCGCGCCGUGAGUUGGUCAUUCCUCGCGCAGACUUCUACCGUGGUCUGGGCUCCGCUGGCCUGUCGCUUACUCCACGGGAAAUGGACACUCUUAUGGAAGUUUUCUGUGCGCCGGGUCGCCGCCGCUACGUGGAGUACGACAGGUUCUGUUCCACGGUGGGCGAAGCGCUAACGCAGAGCGGACUAGAGCGCGCGCCGCUGCUGGAGCCGGUGCCGCACGUGCCGACCAUCGACACGCCGCUCAACUUCCUCAACUUUGAGGAGAGGAACAUCGUCGCGAUGGCUCUGUCCAAGCUGGCCAAAUUUCCUGACCAACUCUCAAAUAUACUCGAGGUGUUUAAGGACAUCGACAAAGAACGUUGCGGCACAAUCCCACGGGUGUCCAUUGAGCGAGCGCUCUGCCAGCGAGGUCUGCUCGCUUUGCUGUCUGCUCGCGAAAGAGAUGUGGUGUACAAAUGCUUCGGCUACCGAAGAGGGUGUGGUGACGAGGUCAACUACAGGGCUUUGUGUAAUGCACUGGAUUUACUGUUUGCUACCUCUGCACAGCCUUGUUAACUAUCGUAUCGCUUACAAUAAACGUUGGUUAUUAAAA